UGCUCGUGCGCGCGCACUGAAAACAACUCGCCAGCAUCCUCGCGCAAGCGACGCUCAGGAGAAAGCUGACUGAUUUUCACUCUUCUUUUUAACUCGUCCUUUUUUCUUCACAAAGACUUUUUGAUAUUUUUUCUUAUUAGUCUCUAUUUUGACAUUGCGAACCAAUGUCGUGGCAGGUUAUCUGGCGUUAGCUAGGCGCUGAAUUUUGUGUCGUUUUUUUUCCUGAGAAGCGGCAGUUCCUCGAAACCCUGGAUCUCGAGAUGGACUUGAGACUUUUGUCGUUUUUGCUUAAUCUGGUAUUAGUCUUUCUAGUUUUGUCCUCAGCCCAGGACACAAAUGAAGAAAUCCCAGAGGGAGCGUCCACCUUAGCGUUUGUCUUUGAUGUCACCGGCUCCAUGUACGAUGAUUUAGUUCAAGUGAUUGAAGGAGCAUCGAAGAUUUUGGAGACGUCCCUCAGCAGACCCAAGAGACCACUGUACAACUUCGCCUUGGUUCCUUUUCAUGACCCAGAGAUUGGACCUAUUACAAUUACAACAGAUCCAAAGAAGUUUCAGGAUGAGCUACGGGAGCUCUAUGUCCAGGGUGGUGGAGACUGUCCAGAGAUGAGCAUUGGAGCCAUCAAGAUUGCCCUUGAAAUCUCCCAACCAGGGUCUUACAUUUACGUGUUUACAGAUGCCCGAUCAAAAGACUACAGGUUGACCCAUGAGGUUCUCCAACUCAUUCAGCAGAAACAGUCACAGGUGGUGUUUGUGCUGACGGGUGACUGUGAUGACAGAUCUCAUGUUGGCUAUAAGGUGUAUGAGGAGAUCGCCUCAACCAGCUCAGGACAGGUGUUCCAUCUGGACAAAAAGCAAGUCAAUGAGGUGUUGAAAUGGGUGGAAGAGGCAGUGCAGUCCUCUAAAGUUCACUUGCUCUCCACUGAUCAUCAGCUUGGCCUUGUUAACAGCUGGCAGAUCCCCUUUGACCCCAGCCUGAAAGAAGUCACUGUUGCUUUAAGUGGCCCUGCACCAAACAUCGAGAUCCGAAAUUCUCAGGGAAAACUCAUCGGGAUUAAGGAAGGCCUUUCUGAGCUCCUUCACAUCCCCAACUCUGCCAAAGUCCUCAACCUCAAAGAUCCAGCACCAGGAAUGUGGACCAUAAAGACGUCCAGUGAGGGCAGGCACUCUGUCCGUAUAUCAGGUCUCAGCAACAUCGAUUUCCGAGCAGGAUUUUCCCGGAAACACACGCUAGACUUCAAAAUGACAUCCAGCAGGCCAGUUCAAGGAAUACCUACUUUUGUACUGCUGAACACCACCGGACUCUCCCCGCCUGCUCGUGCGGACAGGCUAGAGCUCAUGAGCAUCACCGGUAAUGUAAUGAAGACGCUACCCAUUCGCUACUAUCCUGAGCGACGCCCCUACGGCAUUUGGAACAUCACAGAGUUUGUUCCACCCAAAGAGGCCUUCUUCCUGCGCGUCACCGGUUAUGACCGUGACGGCUUUGUCUUCCAGAGAGUGUCCAGUGUGUCUUACUCCAGCAUUGUACCAGAUGCACCCAAAGUGAGCAUGCCCACUCAUACCCCGGGUUACUACCUGCAGAAGGGCUCUAUUACUUGCUAUGUGGACAGUCUGAUCCCCUAUACCUUACGGUUUACCAGAGAGGGAUUACGUUUGGGCGUAGAUCAACUCUUCAGGGAGUCCUCGAAUGCAUCAUGGGAGAUCACAGAAGUAACCCUGAAGGAUGAGGGCUUUUACGAGUGCAUUGCUAUCAGCAGUGCUGGAACGGGACGGGCUCAGACUUUUCUUGAUGUUUCUGAGCCUCCUCCAGCCAUUACAGUACCUUAUAACGUAACAUCGUACCUUGGUGCAAACGCAGUCCUGACGUGUAUUGUUGCCAGCACGGUGCGCUUUAACCUGACCUGGCAACGGGGUCACGUAGAUGCCAGAUUGGACCAACGCAUGCGCGUCACUGCCAACUUGUCCUUGGAAGUCCAGCGAGUCGCACCUGAUGAUGCCGGCUGGUACACCUGUAUUGCAGCCAAUGAGGGUGGAAUUUCUUCCUCUCGUCUCUACCUCCAUGUGCAAGAACCACCAGUGGUGACAGUGGAUCCAUGGAACCAGACGUUCCGCUCCGGUCAGGAAGUUGGGAUCAGAUGCUCAGCUAAGGGCUACCCCGCACCCAUGGUGGUGUGGACACACAAUGACAUGUUCAUCAUGGGCUCCAGCAGACACAGAAUGACCCUUGAUGGCACACUGGUCAUUAGGAACAUGGAACCGAAGGAUGCAGGGACGUAUGGCUGUUUGGCUAGUAACAUUGCUGGAACCGACACCCAAACUUCCAUACUCACCUACAUAGAGUCUCCACAGGUGACGGUCCCUCAUGCUGAGAUGCUGAUUGGUCUGGGACAGACGGUUGUUUUGGAGUGCAGGGUCACCGGAGUUCCACACCCUGACGUCAUUUGGUACAAAGAUGACGUGCAGCUGAGGUCAUCUGCGUUUUUGAGCGUGGACCCUCAACGUGGCACUCUGAGCAUUCAGAAGGCUCAGGACAAGCAUGCAGGAGAUUACACAUGUGUGGCAGUCAACACAGCUGGAUCUGCACAGGGCUACAUCACGCUGGACGUGGGCUCUGCUCCUCAGUUCACACGAAAGCCAUCUGACCUGUCUGCUGAUAUCGGCACAAACGUCACCUUACCGUGUCACGCCCAGGGUCACCCAGAACCUCAGCUGUCCUGGAGACGAGAGGACAAUGUCGCACUCUUCUCUAAGCACCGCGGCCACAGUACUAUCACUCAAAAAAGUGGCCACCUUUUCAUCACUAACCUUUGGGUGGAAGACGAGGCUAUCUACGUGUGUGAAGCUCAAAACCAGUUUGGCAAAAUCCAGUCCAAAGCCAAAGUCACUGUUACUGGACUGGUGUCUCCUAUGAUAGCUCUGAGUCCAGCAGUGGUCAGUGUGAUAGAAGACCAGCAGGUUACUCUGCCUUGUGUGUUACUGGCUGGAAAUCCUCUUCCUGAGAGACACUGGCUACAUGACAAUGGCUUGGUUGAAUCAAGCCCCUAUGUGACUGUGAGGCUUGAUGGCAGUCUACAUAUAGAACGGGUCAAUCAGCAGGAUGGGGGUCAGUACACCUGUCUGGCCGAAAACGUAGUGGGGUCUAGCAACCGCACCACCAUAGUUAACGUGUACGUGAUGCCCACUAUUCAACAUGGCCCUCAAAUCUUCAGUACCAUUGAAGGGACACCUAUUUCUCUGCCAUGUCGUGCACAUGGAGUCCCAAAACCAGAUGUCACCUGGUCUAAGAGAGGGGAGAUGUUGGAUCUAAGUGGCAGUGCCUUUUCUUUGGAUGAGGAUGGCAGUCUUCACAUUUUCUCUCCCAGCGGUGAGGAGUCUGCCGAGUUUGUGUGCACGGCCACCAAUGCUGCAGGAUACAGCUCCAGAAAGGUCCAGCUCACUGUCUACGUGAGGCCCAGACCGAGCAGUGGUGGUGGAGCAGGGAUAAAGAGUAAUUUAGAUGAGCUGUUGGAGAUGUCUGUUACAGUGGGUGAUGAUGUCACACUACCAUGUGAGGUGAAGAGUGUUCCUCCUCCCAUCAUUACCUGGGCCAAAGACAAGCAGCUCAUCUCCCCCUUCUCUCCCAGACAUGUUCAGCUGUCAUCGGGCUCCAUGACGAUCACAGAGACGCGUGUGACAGACAGUGGCAUCUACGUCUGUGUGGCCACUAACAUAGCAGGAAACUUCACUCAGACUGUCAAACUCAGUGUUCUGGUUCCUCCCAGCAUCCGAGCAGGUCCUCGAACCAUAAAGGUGCAGGUUGGCCAUCCCAUAGAACUGCCCUGUAUUGCACAUGGAGUCCCAGAACCCUCCAUUUCCUGGCUGAAGGAUGGCGCCGCCCUGCUGGAUGGGUCUGACUACAGAAUCUCAGAUGGAUCUCUGAUUCUGAGCCAGGUGGGGCUUAUCGAUGAAGGAACCUAUACCUGCGUGGCCUCCAACAUCGCUGGACAAGAUGAAACCAAUAUUCAGCUCCAGGUGCAAGUCCCGCCUGUGGUGGAGGUAUUAGAGCCCCCUUUCAACAGCCCCUUACAGGAGAGAGUGGCCAACCAGCAGAUCGCCUUCCCCUGCCCUGCCAAAGGAACACCCGAGCCAGUAAUAAAGUGGCUUCGGAACGGUCAGGAUUUGACAGGAAAUGAGCCAGGUGUUUCUAUUUUGGAGGAUGGCACGCUCCUCAUCCUGGCCUCCGUCUCACCUCUGGAUAAUGGCGAGUACACCUGCAUGGCUGUCAAUGAUGCUGGGACAACUGAGAAGAAAUACCAGCUUAAGGUCAACGUCCCACCUGAUAUUCGAGACAGCGGACUGCUGUCCAAUGUCUCUGUAGCAAUGAAUCAACCGACCAACCUGGUGUGUGAUGUCACAGGCACACCUGUACCUGUCAUCACCUGGUACAAAGAUGGAGUUGUGGUAACUUCCAACAGCAAUGUGCAGAUUCUGCAAAAGGGAAAAACUCUGAAAUUUUUGAAAGCAGCUGUUUCAGAUGCUGGCCGCUACACCUGCAAGGCCAUCAACAUUGCCGGAAGCACAGAGAGAGACUUAAACUUGGAUGUUUUGGUUCCUCCUACAAUCAUCGGGACUGUUGGGUCACGUGACAUUUCUGGCAUACUCAAUCAGGAGAUCGUUCUGGAAUGCAGGGUCAAAGGUGAUCCCUUUCCCACAAUUCAGUGGUACAAGGACAGGAAGCCAGUGUUUUUGGUUGACCCCAAUAUUGAAGUUUCAAACAGAGGACAGCAGUUGAAGAUUAAAAGUGCUCGUUUAGGUGACCAGGCCCGAUACCAAUGCAGCGCCACCAACUCGGCAGGAAAGCAGUCUAAAGAAUUUAACCUCAGUAUCUUUGUGCCACCCAGUAUUAAGGGAGGAAACGUGUCUUCUGAGCUGACGGUUCUGCUGGGUAACACUUUGACUUUGGAGUGUGAAGUACGAGGCGUGCCCCUCCCCGCCAUCACUUGGUACAAGAACGGUAAGACCAUUUUGUCCAGCCGACAGGCGCAGUAUGUGGAGCGUGGACAGUUCCUGAAGAUCUCCAGAGCUCAGGUGUCUGAUGCUGGACAGUACACCUGUAAGGUCACCAGUGUCGCUGGCACGGCUGAGAAACUUUAUGAACUGGAUGUCUACGUUCCCCCCUCCAUCACUGGAAAUUCUGAUGGUUCCACAGACGUGAAGGUUGUGCUCAGUAAAUCUCUGAUGUUGACGUGUGAGGCUGAAGGUCACCCUCCUCCCUCACUGACCUGGCUGAAGGAUGGUUCUCCAGUGACGGCUAAAGACAACCUGCGGGUUCUAGAGCAGGGGCGCAAAAUCGAGAUCAUCAGCGCUCUUCCGUCUGAUGCUGGUCGAUAUGCAUGCGUGGCAACCAGCGUUGCUGGAGAGAAAGAGAUCAAAUAUGACGUCAGUGUAUUAGUUCCUCCUGUUGUUGAUGGGGCAAGCGACACCACAGACGCCACAGUCAUCAUCAACAAUAUCUUGGAGCUGGAGUGUCAUGCUAUAGGCACACCUACACCAACCAUUACUUGGCUGAAAGAUGGUCUGCCGGUCAGGCAGGGUGAGGGGGUGCGGAUCACGUCUAAUGGCCGACGGUUGGUCGUGUCUCGUGCUCAGUUGUCUGAUACGGCAGUUUUUCUUUGUGUUGCCACCAAUGAGGCGGGAGAACAAGAGAGAGAGUUUAAAGUAUCUGUGCAUGUCCCCCCAAACAUCCGUUCCACUGGUCCAUCUGACAGGUCAGUGGUCCUCCAGACACCCAUCAGCCUGCAGUGUGUGGCCAGUGGAGUUCCACCUCCCAGCAUCACAUGGCUCAAAGACGGCCGUCCUGUGGACACCACAGGAGAAUUUCUGAAGCUGGAAUCUGCAGGCAGGGUGUUGCAAAUAAAAAUGUCCAGACUGGAGGACGCUGGGAAAUAUACGUGUGUGGCAACUAAUGCGGCAGGAGAGGCCCAACAGCACAUUCGCCUCAAUGUUCAUGAACCUCCCAGCAUCCAGAAUGCUGGAGAGAUACUCAAUGAAACCAUCCUUGCUGGAUUCCAGAUUCAGCUGAAAUGCAAGGCAACAGGAAGUCCUCUACCAGCUGUGACGUGGUAUAAGGAUGGUCGUCCGUUGACCAGCGCUGCAGGGGUUAAUAUUUUGAGCAGAGGUCAGGUGCUGGAGAUUGACCGUGCGCAGGUGUCAGACGCUGGACUCUACAAGUGUGUGGCCAUCAAUGUUGCCGGCAGCACAGAGCUCACACACAGCUUGCAGGUUUAUGUUCCUCCCUCUAUAUCGAGUAAAGGUGGAAUGAUAACAGUGGUGGUAAAUGAUCCAAUCAGAUUGGAGUGUGAAGCCUCAGGACUUCCUGUGCCCAGCCUCACGUGGCUCAAAGAUGGCAGCCCUGUCUCUAGCUUCUCGGAUGGCAUCCAGAUACUGUCAGGUGGCAGAAUAUUGUCGUUUGUUAGUGCACAAGUGGGUGACACGGGUCAUUACACCUGUGUGGCUGUGAACGCAGGUGGGGAACAGCACAGAGAAUACGAGCUACGCGUGUAUGUGCCGCCCAACAUCAUGGGUGAGGAGGUGAACAACACUGUUCUGAUUGGUCAGGCUGUGCAGCUGCAUUGUCAGAGCGAUGCCAUCCCUCCUCCUGCGCUGAGCUGGAGGAAAGACGGUCGACCACUAUAUAGAAAGCCUGGACUCAGUCUGUCAGAGGAUCAGAGCUAUCUUAAGAUUGACAGCGCGCAAGUGCAGGACACAGGCAGAUACACAUGUGAAGCCACCAAUGUGGCAGGAAAAACAGAGAAGAACUAUAACCUGAAUGUGUGGGUUCCUCCCAGUAUUCGUGGAUCUGAUGAGGUGUCUCCUCUGACUGUGAUUGAGGGAAGCCACAUCACACUUGUGUGUGAGUCCAGUGGGAUUCCUCCUCCCAGUCUCACAUGGAAGAAAGACGGCUCAGAGUUGCAGGGAGACUCUCGUGUUCGCAUUCUGUCUGGUGGACGUCAGCUGCAGAUCUCCUGCGCUGAGAGAACAGAUGCUUCUUCUUACACUUGUCUGGCCUCCAGUGCAGCUGGCAGUGCAAUGAAGGAAUACAGCCUGCAAGUCUACGUUCGGCCCUCCAUCAGCUCCUCAACUCAAAGUCUGCAUGAGAAGAUCGUGACACGAGGUGGAGAUGUCACUUUACAGUGUGAAGCAGACGGACUACCCAGACCUGCCAUUUCAUGGCUGAAGGAUGGCAGACCCCUGACUGGCCGCAGGGCUCAGAUACUUAAUGAGGGAAGGUUGUUACGGAUCCGGGUUGCUCAGGUGGCCGACACUGGACGUUACACUUGCAUCGCUGUCAAUGUGGCCGGCCAGGCUGACAGGAAAUAUGACGUUAAUGUACACGUUCCUCCCACCAUUAUCGGGCAGACGCAGGUGCCAGAAAACGUGAGUGUUGUUGUGAAAAACCCCGUUGUUCUGACCUGUGAAGCCUCUGGAAUGCCUCCGCCGGCCAUCACCUGGCUCAAAGACGGCCAGCCACUCAACAUGUCCAGCUCAGUUCGGGUCAUCUCAGGCGGCCGAGGAUUGCGUUUGAUGCAUGCUGCAAGCGAGGAUGCUGGGAGAUACACCUGCAUUGUGUCCAACUCUGCUGGAGAGGAAAGGAAGAACUUUGACCUAAACGUCCUGGUACCACCCAGCAUUAUCAAUGAGGGAACAGUGGAGAAUGUGAAGGUGAAGGAGAAUCAGAACGUCAUCUUCGCCUGUGAGGUCACCGGUAAUCCGGUGCCAGAAAUCACAUGGCUGAAGGAUGGGCAGCCAUUGGCUGGUGAUGCGAGGCUGCAGGUGAUGUCAAACGGCCGGUUCCUUCAGAUCAGUGGAUCACAGGUGGCCGACACAGGCAGGUAUAGCUGCUUGGCAUCAAACAGUGCGGGAGACCGGAGCAGACAUUUCAACCUGAAUGUGUUGGUUUCUCCCACUAUUGCUGGUUCUGAUCCUGAAGGUUUGGCUGAAGAGGUCACUGUGACGCUGAACAGCCCCACCUCUCUCAUUUGUGAAGCUCAGUCGUACCCUCCUGCCAUCAUCACGUGGCUCAAAGAUGGCACGCCCUUUGAAUCGAGCCGCAACGUCAGGGUACUUCCAGGUGGCCGCACUUUACAGAUCCUGAAUGCCAAAGAAGAGGAUGCUGGGAGAUAUACCUGUGUGGCGACUAAUGAAGCCGGAGAGACACUGAAGAACUAUGAGGUCAAAGUUUUCGUCCCUCCGGUUAUCAACAAAAAUGACAUUCCAGGAGAGAGUCUGGCCCCAAAAGAAGUCAAAAUUAAGGUUAAUAAUACCCUUACUCUGGAGUGUGAAGCUCAAGCCGUCCCGACUCCAACAUUAGUGUGGUAUAAGGAUGGACAGAUGCUGAAAGGAGAUGGUCACAUCGCGAUUACAGCUAACGGACGGAUAGUUCAGAUUAAACACACUCAGGUGUCCGAUACAGGCCGAUACACCUGCGUAGCCACCAACAUCGCUGGAGAGGAUGAGAAGGACUUUGAUGUAAAUAUACAAGUUCCCCCUAGUUUUCGAGGCUCUGGUGACUCUGAUUCUGGUAAUAAUGGAGAUGUAAAGGAUGUGAUUCUUAAUAAUCACAUCUCACUGUACUGUGAGACCAAUGCUGUCCCGCCUCCAAUGCUCACCUGGUACAAAGAUGGACACCUGCUGUCCUCCAAUGAUAAAGUACUCAUUCUGCCAGGCGGACGGGUCCUUCAGAUCCCUCGGGCCCAGGAAGAGGAUUCCGGGAGAUACACCUGUGUGGCUGUGAAUGACGCUGGAGAAGACUCAAUCCAGUAUGAUGUCAGGGUGUUGGUGCCCCCGUCGAUUCGUGGUGCAGAUGGUGACCUGCCCAAUGACGUCACAGUGCUGGUUAACAAGACCACAUUACUUGAAUGCCAGGUGGAUGGAAGCCCCGCCCCCAAAAUCAGCUGGAUCAAAGACAGUCAACCUGUCGCUCAAGACAGCACACACAGACUUCUGUCCAAUGGGAGGACAUUGCAGAUUUUGAAUGCACAGGUGACAGAUACCGGACGUUAUGUGUGUGUUGCUCAGAACUUAGCCGGAGCAGCAGAGAAAUACUUUAAUCUUCAUGUGCAUGUGACUCCCUCUAUUGUGGGCGCCAGAGAGGAGAAUGUGACCGUGGUGGUAAAUAACUUCAUAUCUCUAAGCUGUGAGGCCACUGGACUCCCACCUCCCACACUCAGUUGGUUUAAAGACAGGAGACCUGUGCAAGCCAGCACCAACACACUUAUAAUGCCCGGCGGUCGUACUCUCCAGAUUCUAAAGGCAAAGAUGUCUGAUGGUGGGAAAUACAGUUGUGUGGCCAUCAACCCAGCAGGAGAAGCCCAAAAGCUCAUUCAUCUGACAGUAUAUGUGCCCCCCAGUAUCAGACACAACGGUGGAGAUUUUCCAGUGGUCUUAAACGUACGAGCGGGUAAAUCUGCCACUCUGGAGUGUGAAUCUAAUGCUGUGCCUCCUCCCAUCAUCACGUGGUUCAAGAAUGGACGGCUAGUCACUGAGACCACUAACCUGCGCAUACUGGCUGAUGGACAAAUGCUGCAACUUAGAGAGACUGAGGUGUCAGAUACAGGCCAGUACGUCUGUAAGGCCACAAAUGUAGCAGGUCAAGUGGACAAGAACUUCCAUCUCAACAUUCAUGUUCCCCCCAAGCUGGAUGGCCCAGCAGUGGAGCGUGUGACAGAAACCCUCAGUAAUCCCGUCAUUUUUGCUUGUGACGCCACAGGAAUCCCCCCACCCUCCCUCACCUGGCUGAAAAACGGCAGAGUAAUUGAGAAUUUGGAGUCUCUGGAGAUGCACAUCCUGUCUGGGGGCAGUAAGCUGCAGAUUGCCCGCUCACAGUUAUCUGACAGUGGCACUUACACCUGUGUGGCAUCCAAUGUGGAGGGCAAAGCUCGCAAGAACUACCAUCUUACGAUACAAGUCCCACCAAACAUCGCAGGAUCUGAGUUACCCAGUGAGAUGAGCGUUCUGCUAAAUGACAGCAUCCAGCUGGUGUGCCGUGCCGAAGGGACUCCAACCCCUGAGAUCCAGUGGCUGAAGGAUGGAAAGACACUUAGCAGAACUGCCCAGAGUAACAUCAAAAUCAGCCCUGAUGGUAGCACAUUAACUGUGACAGCCGUCCACAAAUCUGACAAUGGGAAAUACACAUGUGUGGCCACCAAUCAGGCUGGAGAGGAAGACAGAAUAUUCAACUUAAAUGUCUACGUUCCUCCUCUGAUCCAGGGGAACGGGCCUGAGGCCAAGGAACUGACCGCGGUGCUGGACAGCUCAAUAAAUAUGGAAUGCGUAGCCAGUGGUUCUCCACCUCCGCAGCUCAACUGGCUGAAGAACGGACUGCCGCUGCCAGUGUCCUCACAGAUCCGCCUUUUGUCUGCAGGCCAGGUCCUUCGCAUUGCUCGUGCACAGGUUUCCGAUGGAGGCACAUAUACUUGUGUGGCCUCCAACAGAGCUGGAGUGGACAACAGAUACUACAAUCUGCAGGUGCAUGUUCCUCCCAGUUUGGAUGGAGCAGGCAGCACAGAGGAAGUGACAGUCGUGAAAGGAAAUUUAGCCACUUUCAUCUGCCUCGUAGAUGGGACGCCCAGCCCAACCAUCACCUGGCUGAGAAACGAUGCCGCGUUGCCUAAAGACUCCCAGUUGUCACUCACAAACCAAAACAGCACUCUGCAAAUUUCUCUUGCAAGGGUCGACCACACCGGACGCUACACCUGCAACGCACGUAACCAGGCUGGAGAUGCGAGCCGCCACUUCAGCCUCAAAGUGCUUGACCCACCGCGGAUUAACGGUUCUGGUGCGGCCACUGAGGUCUCUGCGGUGGUAAAUCAUAUCUUAGAGCUGGUGUGUGAGGCUGAAGGCAUACCUGUACCCACUCUCACCUGGCUGAAGGAUGGGCGGCCGCUGCCUCUUACAGACAGCAUACGGCUCCUGAGAGACGGAGAGGUGCUCAGAGUUGCUUCUGCUCAGGUGGAGAACACUGGAAGAUACACCUGUUUGGCCUCCAGUCCUGCUGGAGAUGAUGAUAAAGAAUUUCUUGUCAGAGUACAUGUUCCACCCAACAUCGCUGGAGACAGAGGUGUCCAGGACGUGUCUGUUCUGAAAAACCGACAGGUGACCCUUGAGUGUAAAUCAGAUGCAGUUCCGCCUCCAGCACUCAGUUGGCUCAAAGAUGGAGCGCUUCUGAAGGUGUCCCCACGGGUACGUGUCCUCUCUAGCGGCCGAUAUCUACAGAUCAAUAAUGCAGAAUUGGGAGAUGCUGCCCAGUACACCUGCGUGGCCAGCAAUGUUGCCGGAGAAACCAGGCGACACUUUAACCUCAGUGUCAAUGUUCCUCCCACAAUUAAAGAUGGUCCUCAGUCUGUGUGGGUUCAUGUCAAUCAAGAGGUUGUGCUAGAGUGUGCCGUGAAUGGAGUACCUGCUCCACGCAUCACCUGGAGAAAAGGUGGAUCCAUCCUGGCAGGAAACAACCCCAAGUACAGGUUUGGUGUGGAUGGCUCCCUCCGGAUCCUCUCAGCACAGGUAACUGAUACGGGUCGCUACCUUUGCAUGGCCACCAAUCAGGCGGGCACAGAGCGUAAGAGAGUUGAUCUGCAGGUCUAUGUGCCGCCCUCCAUCGCCAAGGGUCCCACUAACAUCACUGUGACGGUGAACGUUCAGACGACCCUCUCCUGUGAGGCCACCGGCAUCCCCAAGCCCUCCGUCAGCUGGACUAAAAACACUCAAGCUCUUAACACUGACCAGAACCAGAAUAUGUACAGGCUGCUGUCUUCAGGGUCUCUGGUCGUCAUAGCACCCACAGUUGAUGACACAGCAGUGUACGAGUGUGAUGUAUCCAAUGAGGCAGGACAGGAAAGCAGAGCAAUUCAACUGACUGUUCACGUUCCUCCCUCUAUUGCUGAUGAGGUCACAGAGCUUGUUGUGAGCAGACUGUCUCCGGUGGUCAUCGGCUGUACUGCAUCCGGUGUUCCUCAUCCCACUUUAUACUGGAGCAAAGAUGGAUUAAGACUAGCCGAAAAUGGAGAGGGAUACACGAUACUGCCAUCAGGCCCUCUUGAGAUCACCACCGCACAGCUCAGCCACUCAGGCCGUUACACGUGUGUGGCUAAAAACGCUGCAGGCACCGCCCACCGGCACGUUCAGCUCACAGUACACGAUCCCCCAGUGAUACAGUCACACCCUUCAACACUGGAUGUAAUCCUGAACAACCAUGUGACUCUGCCCUGCAGAGCAACAGGCUCUCCUCGCCCAACAAUCACCUGGCAGAAAGAGGGUAUCAACAUCUUUACCACAGGAGGAGUUUUGACGGUGCUUCCCAACGGUGGUUUACAGAUCUCCAAAGCCAAAGUGGAAGAUUCAGGAACCUACAUGUGUGUGGCUCAGAAUCCAGCAGGCACGGCACUUGGAAAAACCAAACUUAGAGUGCAAGUACCGCCUAUCAUCACAUCUGACAUCAGGUCGUAUACUGUAGCACUAGAUGCAUCUGUGACUCUGCAGUGUCACUCGGAGGGUUUCCCCACUCCCUCUAUCACCUGGUACAAGGACGGGAAGCCGCUGAAUGAAUCUGUGCGGCAACGGGUUCUGAGCACAGGAGCGCUUCAGGUCGCCUUCGCUCAACCUGGAGACAUGGGCAGAUAUACCUGCACUGCUGCUAAUGUGGCUGGAAGCAUCAGUUUGGUGAUGAGCCUCACUGUACAGAUCCCUCCCUCCAUACGUAGUGGAGAGUCAGAGGUGUCGGUGGUAGAGAACACUCAAGCUCUGCUGUCCUGUGUGGCAGAAGGUGUCCCUCAGCCCACCAUCACCUGGGAGAAAGAUGGCAUUCCAAUCACUGACACCACUGGAGAAUAUACAAUCCUUCCUACAGGAGAACUGCUUAUAGAUGCUGCACAGCCGGAGGAUUCUGGGAGUUACACGUGUGUCGGCACCAACUUUGUAGGGCAGGACAGUCGUACUGUGGAUCUGUCAGUCCACACACAUCCAGUCUUCACAGAGCUUUUAGGAGAUGUGGCUCUCAACAAGGGAGAGCGCCUCCUACUGACCUGCGGGGUCCUUGGCAUUCCUCCACCAAAGAUCACAUGGGCAUUCAACAACAUUAUCAUCCCUGUCCAGUAUGAUCAUGUUAAUGGCCACAGUGAGCUGGUUAUUGAGCGUGUGAGUAAAGACGACUCGGGCACGUAUUCCUGUGUGGCUGAGAACAGCGUGGCAUCCAUCAAAUCUCUGGGAUUUGUUUAUGUUAAAGAACCACCAAUAAUAGAUGGAGAUGUUCAUUCAAACCGCAUUGAGCCUCUGGGAGGGAACGCUAUACUAAACUGUGAGGUGCGAGGCGACCCUCUGCCCACCAUCCGCUGGAGCAAAACUGGCAUCAGUGUGCCGAUUAGCAACCGCAUCCGCCAGCUUGACAAUGGAUCUCUAGCCAUCUACGGCACAGUGAGUGAAGAUGCUGGAAAUUACAUGUGCGUGGCCACAAAUGAUGCAGGAGUGGUGGAGAGAACAGUCACACUGACCUUACAGAGUUCUCCAACCAUCACUGUAGAACCGGUGGAGACGGUAGUAGAUGCAGGUGCAACUGUGAUGCUGAACUGUCAGGCAGAGGGUGAGCCUGUACCUGUCAUUGAGUGGUCCCGUCAGGAACGCCCCCUGUUGGGUAACGAGCGCAUCACCACCCUGAAUAACGGUUCUCUGCGGAUCAGUAGCGCUCAGAAAGAGGACACGGCGGAGUACGAGUGCGUGGCCCGGAAUCUGUUGGGUUCUGUGCUAGUGCGCGUGUCCAUCACAGUGCGUGUACAUGGAGGUAACUCUGAAUGGAUGGAGUGGGGAGCCUGCAGCGUUUCCUGCGGCACAGGAGUUCAGAGGAGAUUGAGACAGUGCACUAAGCCGCUUCCUGCUAAUGGAGGACGCCACUGCUCUGGUUCAGCGUCAGAAACACGCAACUGUAAAGGCAAACCUUGCCCAGUGGAUGGUAAUUGGUCAGAGUGGUCUUCCUGGGAGGAGUGCUCUCGUACCUGCAGUCAGGGUAACAGGACCAGAGUGCGCACCUGUAGUAAUCCUCACGCCCAACACGGAGGUAGAGCCUGUGAGGGCAAAGCCGUGGAGGCCAUCAUGUGUAGCAUACGGCCGUGCCCAGUGGCUGGGAACUGGGGUGCCUGGUUGCCAUGGAGCCCUUGUAGUGAAACGUGUGGCAAAGGGAUGCAGACAAGACUUCGACUGUGCAACAACCCUCCACCCUCAUUUAACGGCCCAACAUGUGAAGGACUUGACACGCAGACACAAGUGUGCAAUGAGAGGAAUUGUCCCGUGGAUGGAAAGUGGUCAUCAUGGGUAAGCUGGGGGGCUUGUAGUGUUUCUUGCGGAGGCGGCACCAGGCAAAGGACACGUGUCUGUGCAAGCCCCGCCCCCCAGCAUGGAGGACGGCAAUGUGAAGGAAAUGACAUCCACAUCGAUUUCUGCAACAGCGAGCCCUGUCCCGUUCAUGGUAACUGGGGCCCGUGGAACAGCUGGGGUAGCUGUAGCAGGACCUGUAACGGUGGUCAGAUGCGUCGCUACAGAACGUGUGACAAUCCUCGACCGGCAAACGGAGGCAGAGCAUGUACCGGAUCAGACGCACAAAUCCAGAAGUGCAACACAGCCAGCUGCCCUGUUGAUGGUAAGUGGAGUUCAUGGGAGUCAUGGAGUGAAUGUUCAGCAUCCUGUGGGGGUGGAGAACGCACACGCGUCAGACUCUGUAACAACCCGUCACCUAGCAACAACGGCCGUCUCUGCCCAGGAGACUCCUCCCAGUUAUCCCGAUGUAACAUACAGCCAUGUCCAGGUGGCCCUCAGACGGCCAGAGGAAGUAUUAUCGGAAACAUUAAUGACGUGGAGUUUGGCAUCGCCAUCCUCAACGCAACCAUCUCCAGCAGUUCCACAGGAGGCAGAAUUAUACAAGCCACCAUCACUAAUAUUCCUAGGAGUCUGGGUCCUGCAAUGAGGAAGUUGAUCUCCAUCCUAAACCCCAUCUACUGGACCACAGCACAUGAGCUGGGGGAGGCCGUCAAUGGCUACACUCUCACAAACGGCAUCUUUAGACGAGAGACACAGGUGGAGUUUGCUACAGGUGAGAUUCUCAGAAUGACCCAUGUGGCACGGGGGCUGGACACGGAUGGAGCUCUUCUGCUGGACAUUGUAGUAAACGGACACAUCCUCCAACUGCCAUCCAAUGCAGACAUUGGCCUGAAGGACUACACAGAAGACUACAUCCAGACUGGUGCUGGGCAGGUGUACGCUCUGUCCACACGUAUGUUUAGUAUAGACAGGGUGAGCGUACCUUACUCCUGGAACCACACCAUCACCUAUGACCCCUCAAGAGGUAAGAUGCCCUAUCUGGUGGAGACUCUCCACGCCUCGGCCAUCAGCGCUUUCUACCACCCUCUAGAGGAGAAACUGGAGUUUUCCAUCCAUGCGACCAUUGCGAAAGGAGAGCGCAGUAAUCAAUGUCCCAGUGGUUUUCAGCUGGACCCUGCAGGGCCGUACUGUGCAGAUGAGAAUGAGUGCUCUGAGGGAAAUCCCUGCUCACACGCCUGCCACAAUGCUAUAGGCACAUACUACUGCUCCUGUCCCAGAGGACUCACCAUAUCAGCCGACGGCAGGACGUGCCAGGAUAUUGAUGAGUGUGCACUGGGUGGACACAUGUGUCAUGAUGGACAAGACUGUGAGAACACCAUUGGUUCAUAUCGCUGUGUGAUGCGUUGUGGGCGGGGUUUCAGGAGGACGGCAGAUGGGCUGAGCUGUUCAGAUGUGAACGAGUGUCAAGAAUCUAACCCCUGUCAUCAGCACUGUCUAAAUACCAUCGGCAGCUUCCGCUGUGCUUGUGAGCCAGGCUAUCAGCUCAGGAAUCGUCGCUGCAUCGACAUCAAUGAAUGCAGACAGAGAGUGUGUCGCUCAGAUCAGCAGUGUAAAAACACACGUGGUGGUUACACUUGCAUUGACCUCUGCCCUACUGGCAUGACCAAAGGAGGCAAUGGCACAUGCAUAGACAUCGAUGAGUGUCAUGAUGGCACGCACCAGUGCAGAUACAAUCAGAUCUGUGAGAACACCAGAGGAAGCUACCACUGCACCUGCCCCAGAGGGUAUCGCUCUCAGGGCGUGGGUCGCCCCUGCCUUGACAUAAACGAGUGCGAGAUGGUACCAGUGCCCUGUGCCUAUCGGUGCGUGAACAGCCCCGGCAGCUACAAGUGUCUGUGCCCCCCUGGGCUCCACCUGCUGGGCGAUGGAAAGUCCUGUGCCGGACUGGAGCGCUUGCCAGGCUAUGAGAGUUUCUUAUACGGUUACAGAACCUCACAGUCCUCCAGCGAUCGGAGCUCCUACCAGCAGCGCUACCAUAGCAUGGCCUCCCAGAGUUAUCAUUCGUAUGUCCCUAUCAGGGAGAGUUACCCAGCCAACAGACCGCACAGUAACCUCUCGCGCGGUCGUAGGGAGACUAAUACAUGCCCUCCUGGAUUCAGGGCAGUAAAGGGCUGGUGUUUAGAUAUAAACGAGUGUGAGCAGAGAGACACGUGUCAACAUGAGUGUAUGAACACACCAGGAAGCCACAGGUGCUCGUGCCCCAAUGGUUAUCGCCUUAUGACCAAUGGCAAAACCUGCCAAGAUGUGGAUGAAUGCUUGGAGCAGAAUAUUCAGUGUGGUGCAAACAGAAUGUGUUUCAACAUGAGAGGGAGUUACCAGUGUAUCGACACACCUUGCCCUCCAAACUACCAGAGAGAUCCAACCACCGGGUUCUGCUUGAAGAACUGUCCGCCCAAUGAUCUGGAGUGCGCCCUGAGCCCGUAUGCACUGGAGUACAAGCUGCUGUCCCUGCCCUUCGGCAUCGCCGCCAAUCAGGACCUGAUCCGACUGGUCGCCUACACCCAGGAUGGAGUCGUCCACCCCCGCACGUCCUUCUUAGUGGUGGACGAGGACACGUCCUUGCCUUUCGCCCUGCGGGACGAGAACCUCAAAGGCGUUCUGUUCACCACGCGGCCGCUGCGUGAACCUCACACGUACCGUAUGAAGGUGCGAGCCCUUUCCUACAGUGCUGACGGAGGAAUCGAGUACCAGACCACCUUCAUCGUCUACAUUGCCGUCUCAGCCUAUCCCUACUGAGAGCACUUUAUUACGCCCAGCUCACGAGAGAGAGAGAGAGAGAGAACUGUGCAGGUUUUGUACAGGCAUGACUGAGGAGCGCGUGUUUUUGCGUGAGUGUAUAUGCAGGAGUGUGUAGCUUCAGAUCCGCCACUUGAAGAGAUACUCACAGUUUAUGUUGACACGGAAAGCCUAAAGGUAAAGACAAUGCUGAUCUCUGGGGUUCACUGGAGAGCCAAAAGAAUAUGGACUUGUUGUUUGGCUGUUUUAGAAUGAACUAUGGGUGGUGUAAGAAUACAUUUGCAUAUACUUCUACCUAUUAACUUAUUGGGAAUUGCUUGAAAAUAUGAACGAAACUCAUUUUCAUCUGAUUGGUUGCUGGAUGGGAGGGAAUGAUUUGGUUGGUUUAGAUUUGUGCUUGUUGACAGAAGGUUUGGGUUUGAGCCAUAUACAGUAUCCAGUAGAAAUGAAAGAAACGACCACCUCAGGUAAGCACUACCUUUACUCUAGAAGAGAGUAUUGUCUGUCCAUCAUUCAUUAGUUAUAAUUACAGGUUCAUACACAAUUGGAGUAUUUUUGUAGGUAUUAAGUCAGUAAUCAAGGUGUAUUCUAUUCUCAUGAUAUGUAUAUAAAGCAUUUGGGUUUUUUAUUUGCAAUACUUGUAUUGUAUUCACUUUUUUAAAAAAGCAAUAAAAAUGUA
Molecule: messenger RNA, 17811 nt
Organism: Triplophysa rosa
Lineage: Eukaryota; Metazoa; Chordata; Actinopteri; Cypriniformes; Nemacheilidae
Gene: hmcn1
Product: hemicentin 1
Exons: 107
Coding region: 261-17132 (5623 amino acids)
Biological process (GO): homophilic cell-cell adhesion; synapse organization
Cellular component (GO): axon; neuronal cell body; plasma membrane
Molecular function (GO): axon guidance receptor activity; calcium ion binding
Source: RefSeq, a predicted model, not a curated record